AUGUUGCCAUUAUCGCAGUCAUGGUAUUAUUGGGCAAUGGUAGCACUUCUUUUAGCACAGGUAGUUUUAUCUAUCAAUUAUCAUAUACUGGUCUGCAAUAUGCCGAUUGCUAAUACUUUAUUGUUACUGGUAAUUAUGGCGCAUCAUGGAUAUGCUCUAGGUGAUCAGGCUCGUCCGCUUUUCCACCGAAUAUGCGGUUGUGUCGCUUUUAUUGCUGUCUUAUUCGUAAACACUACUCACGCACUCGAACUUCUUACUGAUUAUCAUGAUGAUCACUCUCAUUCACAUGGAGAGGACGAACACCACGAUGAACAUCACUCAGACGAAUAUGGCUUCGCUUUCGUGCCAAGUAAGUAUGUUUGCUACCUUUUGGCUUUAUAUGUUCCUCAAGUUACUUUUACUUACUCGUUUUCACGCACUUCAUUUAUGCUUCGCUAGCG
This is a messenger RNA of Cylicostephanus goldi, 440 nucleotides long. The record is from the annotation of a GenBank genome assembly. NCBI's taxonomy places the organism in Eukaryota, Metazoa, Nematoda, Chromadorea, Rhabditida, Strongylidae.